This is a messenger RNA of Poecilia latipinna (sailfin molly), 591 nucleotides long. RefSeq names its product putative mediator of RNA polymerase II transcription subunit 21. The transcript is spliced from 3 exons. Lineage: Eukaryota; Metazoa; Chordata; Actinopteri; Cyprinodontiformes; Poeciliidae. The record is from RefSeq and is a predicted model, not a curated record. The coding region runs from base 82 to 369 and encodes 95 amino acids.
GAGGCUGAGCUGACAGAGGCAGCAGCACACCGAUCACUCAUCACUUCCUGACCAAUACCCACUGAUCAGCCUGCAGCAGCCAUGGAAUUCUUCAAAAAGGCCGUCGGAGACAACCCAGAGCUCGCCAAAGUUGCCGGGCAGAAAGCGGGUGAGUUUGUGGAGCAAAAGGUGCAGGAGGUCAUUGGUGGAAAGGGAAACGAGGAGCAGCAGAAGCCGCCGCAGCAGAAGCCGCCGCAGCAGCAGAAGCCGCCGCAGCAGCAGCAGCAGCAGCAGCAGCAGCAGAAGAAAGAAGCUGAAGGAUGUUUUGGUGUGGAUGACGUACUGACAGCUGAUGGUGUGAAGAACAUCGCCGGCGGACUGUUCAAGUAGGAGCCUGGAGGAUGGAGCCUCCAUCGCCCGCCUCUGCCUCAGACGUUUCUGAGCUCUCCUUCUCGUUUCAUCUUUCUUCCGGUUUUAAACCCAGUAAGCCUCCUAGCGUCUUACUGGGAACUUUAACUGGUUUAAUAAAUUCUACAUAUUUGACAUUUACUGGUUUGUUGUUUUCUGGAACAAAUAAACUGUCAAAUUAAAUAUAUUCAUGCAUAAAACUGA